Messenger RNA from Parastagonospora nodorum SN15, 1199 nucleotides. RefSeq lists its product as hypothetical. The coding region runs from base 21 to 1199 and encodes 392 amino acids. Gene Ontology annotation, biological process: beta-D-galactose catabolic process via UDP-galactose, Leloir pathway; glucose metabolic process. NCBI's taxonomy places the organism in Eukaryota, Fungi, Ascomycota, Dothideomycetes, Pleosporales, Phaeosphaeriaceae. The record is from RefSeq and is a predicted model, not a curated record. Gene Ontology annotation, molecular function: aldose 1-epimerase activity; carbohydrate binding. The transcript is spliced from 3 exons.
UCGCGAUUGACAAGUACAAGAUGUGGACUUCUACUCUGCUGUCGCUGUUCGCGGCUACUGCCUUUGCGCAGUACGCCACGCCAUCCAAUGGCUCGCUUGGCCCUGACGCUGAUGGCAAGUACGAGAUCUCCUCUGAGGGCAUUCGCGCGCACUUUAUUCCAUAUGGUGCGUCCGUGUCCAACUUGUUCAUCAAGGGCAAGGAUGGCGUCGAGCGCGAUAUCGUUCUUGGCUUCGACAAGGCGAUUGACUACGAGGGCAAAGCGCACCCGCAUUUGGGCGGUGUCCCCGGCCGUUACGCCAACCGCAUCAAGAACAGCACGUUCGAGAUCGACGGCGAGCGUUACAACAUCUUGCCCAACGAGAACAACAACAACAACACUUUGCAUGGUGGACCAAACGGCUGGGAUUACCGCAACUUUACUGUUGUCUCGCACACCAAGGACUCGAUCACCUUCUCGAUUGUCGACCCAGAUGGCGAACAAGGUUUCCCGGGCGAGGUCAUCAGCUAUGUCACAUACACCAUGACCCCGAACACAUGGAAGAUCAAGAUUGUGGCCAUGGCGACUACCAAGAAAACCCCUAUUAUGCUGACAUCCCACACCUACUGGAAUCUUGAUGGCUUCGCCAACCCCGAUACACCACUCGCACUCAACCACACUUUCCACCUCCCAUACUCUGGUCAGCGCAUUGGAGUGGACAACAUCCUCAUCCCUGAUGGCACUAUCCUGCCUAACGCACCAUACUCCGUGAAUGACUUCUGGACCGCGCCCAAGCAGAUUGGUGCUAACUACACCUCUCCUGAGCUCCUUGGCAACUGCGGUUUCAACUGCACUGGUUACGACAACUGCUACCUUGUCAACCGUGCUCAGAACGGUCCCUACGACUGGCGCCAGACUGGACCCGUCGCAUCCCUUUCCAGCGCGUGGUCAGGUAUCAAGAUCGACAUCUACUCAGACCAGGAGGCAUUCCAGAUGUACAGCUGCCCCGGUCAAGAUGGCACUCUCCCCAUCAAGAAGACGCAAGGUGUCGAGGGCCGCGCCGCCUUCGUGCAGAAGAACGGCUGCGUUGUCAUGGAAGUCCAGGACUGGAUCGCCGCGAUCAAUGUGCCAGAGUGGCAGCGCGAGAGCAAGCAAAUCUUCGGCCCCAACAGCAAGACCUACACUCUGGAGGCCGACUACGUUUUCUCGACUACGAAAUAA